CUCUGUACAUAUUUACAUAGGGUGGUCAGCUGUUUAUUCAAAAGACAUGCAGUAGAGGAGCAAAUUUGAUUUAUUUGCCACGGAAUAUAAAUUUCAAUGAUUUACAACUGAGGUAAAUGAACUUUAAAAGCGUGCUGUGUUAAUGUCAAAAAUGACAGUGGAGGGAAAGAACGCAGCUUUGGAUUACCGCAAUAAGGUGAUAUUGGCGCCAAUGGUUCGAGUAGGAACACUACCAAUGCGUUUGCUGGCUCUUGAAUUCGGUGCCGACCUUGUCUAUACAGAGGAAUUAAUCGACUUGAAGCUGAUACGUUGCAAAAGGCGUUUUAAUGCUGCAUUGGGUACCGUCGAUUUUAUAGAUCGUAGCGAUGGCACAAUUGUAUUUCGUACUUGCGCAAAAGAACGUCAACAAGUCGUACUACAAUUAGGAACUAGUGAUGCAGAACGUGCCUUAACCGUAGGAAAGUUGGUGCAGUGUGAUAUUGGAGGAUUAGACAUAAAUAUGGGCUGUCCGAAAGAGUUCUCCAUAAAAGGUGGUAUGGGUGUAGCGCUCCUCGGGCAACCAGAUAAGGCGGUUCAUAUUUUAACUACGUUAUGCAAAAACCUAUCCGUUCCAGUAACCUGCAAAAUUAGAAUAUUACCGGACUUGAAUCAUACGAUCAAAUUGGUACAACGUUUUGCUGCCACUGGAAUCGCUGCAAUUGCGGUGCAUGCACGUACCCGCGACGAGCGACCUCAAAACCCGCCUCAUCCAGAUUUUAUACGUGAAAUUGCGAAGGCUGUUGAUAUACCAGUGAUUGCGAAUGGCGGUUCCAGGGAGUUUCAAAAAUAUAAAGAUAUAUUAAAUUUUCGCGAUUUGUGCGGCGCCACUAGUGUUAUGGUGGGAAGAGCAGCACAGUCAAACGUUUCCAUUUUUCGGAAAGAAGGCAUGCUCCCAACGGAUAAUAUUAUUGUGAAGUAUUUGAAACUUUGCGUCGACUAUGACAAUGCAGCUCACAAUACUAAAUACUGUGUGCAAAAUAUACUAAAAGAGUUGCAAGAGACGCCACGAGGUAAACAGUUCUUACAAUGUCAAACACUUCAACAAAUGUGUGAAAUCUGGUCGCUUGGCAGUUAUUGUUAUCGCAAACAAUUAGAGUUGAAAGAUCUUGGUAACUUCGGUAGACGUGAGGUGGCGCCUGGUGUGAUACCUGAUGACGAUACUGCGGAUGGCCCAGAAAUGAAGCGACGAAAGGUAGACGCCCCGCCAUUGGAUGCAGAUGUUAUACAACAUAACAUCGCAUUUCUUCGCUCGAACUAUAGCACUGAUACUCAACUACCAAAAACAAUGCUGUACUCUUAUGCUGGUCGUAAAAGAAAGGAUAUUCCGCUAUACGAAACGCAAUGUAUUGACAAACUAUUCCGUGCAAUUUGCAGUUUUGACGGAAAAAGAUAUGCAAGUUCAUUUUGGGAAAAAAAUAAAAAACAGGCUGAACAAGGUGCAGCACUAGUGUGUCUACUCGAUAUAGGUGUGAUACCUGAAGAUGCAUUGAUUAAGAACGGUAGUAUAUUGCGCUGAAUAUAUUCCUAUUAAAUUGAUAUAUAUAAUACAGAAGCGUUCAGACGUUUAUUUACCUUUGUUUACCACAAUGCAAUUAAUUAUUACUCUUCACCAUAGCGUAAUAAUUGGGCACCAAGUUUUGAAAAUAAAUAGAAAAAUAUUAAAAGUGUAA
Messenger RNA from Anastrepha obliqua, 1709 nucleotides. RefSeq names its product tRNA-dihydrouridine(20) synthase [NAD(P)+]-like (gene Dus2). The coding region runs from base 143 to 1555 and encodes 470 amino acids. The record is from RefSeq and is a predicted model, not a curated record. Gene Ontology annotation, biological process: tRNA dihydrouridine synthesis. The transcript has 7 exons. NCBI's taxonomy places the organism in Eukaryota, Metazoa, Arthropoda, Insecta, Diptera, Tephritidae. Gene Ontology annotation, molecular function: tRNA binding; tRNA dihydrouridine synthase activity. Gene Ontology annotation, cellular component: cytoplasm.